AUGAUUAUCUAUGAAGACGACAAAUACGCGUGUGUAUCAUGUAUUCGCGGUCAUAGGUCGACCACAUGCAGACAUACUAACAGAAUGUUAGUCAAGGUACGCACAAGAGGAAGACCUUCAGCGGUGGAUAUGAGGAAAGUGAUCCUUGUGGACACCUCGUCAGAGGUCAGCUCUGUCUCCGGGUCCACCGAGAUUAACCAUAACAGCAAGGGUGGCAAUAGUGCAGGGGGAAGUGGCGGCAGAAACAGUAGCAGUCCUAUCAGCAAUGGAGUCACCAGCCCUACUACCCCAUCUUGUGGUGGGAAAUCAAUGAUUUACAGCUCGAGCAGUGGCAGCGGCACUGGCAGCAUAGAUUUCCCCGACGAGUUCGGCGGCUCAGAUAUGGGAUGUCCCGGAAUGAAUGUCCAACCAGUUCUGUUUCUUCGUGCAAAACGUAAACAGAAUGCAUUGCUUGUUAACGGUAAAUUAAAGAUCAUCGUAGAGAAUAAUAAUAACAACAACAACAGCAAUAACAACAGCACCGUUGCUUCGGAAAAUCAUAAUGGCGACUCUGAAGAUGUCGAAGAAUCAGAAGCUUCCAAGUUCAAAUAUGUGACAGAAAAGGAGUAUUUACAAAAAUACGGCACCGAUGGAAACGCAUCUAUCACUAACAAUAAGAUAUCUUCCACUGGCAAGAUUCACACACACGAUGGAGCCCAUGAAGAGAUUGAUGGAAUGCGCUUAUGUUCUUGCAGGGAAGAACGCAGUACUAACAAAACUAAACCAUCUCCAGGAGCAACCGGAGAAACUAUGGGCGGCAACAUUCACACAGGGUGUUGUACAACUGGUUCAACACCCACUGCUAUACCUUCAACUGUACCUUCGGUAAUACCUUCCAUCUCAAUGGAAAAAACGUUAUCAUUCACUACCCCAUCCGCUUCUAACGAUGUCCAAGAAUCAGAUCCCAUUAGCGCUCCAAUGUUGAUGGCGUCAUCUUCGAAUUCGCCGGGGUUGGAGCCAACCGCAGUAGGAUUUUUGGAUUCAUUGAAAGUUGAAGAUCAUGGAUUAGGAUUGGUUUCAAAUGGUGACAUACGAUUGCCACCACCACAUGCAUUUGCAGUUCAGCCCAGUAACAAUGGCCAUCAUAUGCAGCAGCAACAACAACAAACUCAUCAAUUCGGAAUAACGCAAGAUCAAUGCGUCGUCGAUCUUCUGACACAUCGUGGAUUGUACCUAAGUUCUACAUGCACAUGUCCAGAUGAUAAUUGCCGGUGCGUCAAUUGUUUGGUCCAUAGAAAUGAAAAUGAAUUGAAUAGUUAUAUACAAAAAAGUGGAGUACCGCUCACACAUUUCGGCGAAGCACAUCUUACCAAUACAAUGCUCGAAGAUUGUUGCUAUGGCUGCCAGUGUACGCCUGAAGAUUGUCAAUGUAAUGAUUGUUUAGUGCAUGGUACUGAAAUUUUAUCAUUUGAUAAAUUGUUAUUCUAUGGAAUUUUAAACGUACCGCUAAGAAGAAAAUCAAUGAUUAAAUUCAAGAAAACUUUGAUCCCAUCAAAGUUCUGGUGGGAUUUCCUAAAAUUGCAAGUACCAUUAAUGACAGAACAACAGUUGGAGUCCCUAGAUAUGUUAAGUUGGUUCGAAAAUAUUAUCGAGACUUACAAGGAGGAUUUACAGAACUCUUCUGCUUAUUCUUCUAGUUACAUGCCACAAACAACUUCAAUGUUUUCAUAA
This is a messenger RNA of Vanderwaltozyma polyspora DSM 70294, 1710 nucleotides long. It is a transcript of the gene MAC1, whose product is annotated as Mac1p. Gene Ontology annotation, biological process: positive regulation of transcription by RNA polymerase II; intracellular copper ion homeostasis; intracellular iron ion homeostasis. Gene Ontology annotation, cellular component: nucleus. The record is from RefSeq and is a predicted model, not a curated record. NCBI's taxonomy places the organism in Eukaryota, Fungi, Ascomycota, Saccharomycetes, Saccharomycetales, Saccharomycetaceae. The transcript has a single exon. Gene Ontology annotation, molecular function: RNA polymerase II cis-regulatory region sequence-specific DNA binding; DNA-binding transcription factor activity, RNA polymerase II-specific; copper ion binding. The coding region runs from base 1 to 1710 and encodes 569 amino acids.